Helicoverpa zea (corn earworm) is the source of this 1101-nucleotide messenger RNA. RefSeq lists its product as uncharacterized. Lineage: Eukaryota; Metazoa; Arthropoda; Insecta; Lepidoptera; Noctuidae. The transcript has 5 exons. Bases 116 to 925 code for a protein of 269 amino acids. The record is from RefSeq and is a predicted model, not a curated record.
CAAAAUGUCAAAGUAUGAAAAGUUCUCAAAGCAAAUUCCUAAAUCUCAAACUGAAAAUAUUGAUGAGAUAAUAUAACGAAAAUUAUGUUUAAUAGUUGAUAUACAAAAUAAAAAGAUGUCAGAUAAUGAAGGUUUUUUUAACAAUAUAACCCAUCUAUUAAAACAAGACUAUCGUGGAGUUAACAUAGCUGUUUAUGCUCUUGCAACAGCCGGAUUAGCAGUAUCCAUACAUAAAAUUCGUCCGGUUAGCAAGUUCUCAAAAGCAAGUACUGUUCCUGACCACUUUGUUCGGAAACAUGAGACGCUCCAAGGGUCUUUUGUUGGUGUGCAGCACUCGCCACUCCGUGUUUUAGUGGAUCAUAGAGCCCCUAUAUACUUACCUCUUUGGCAUUCUGCUAAACCACCUCUUCCAGUCAAGUUAUGGGGAAUAGAGGUUGCAAGUAUGAAUGCCGUGAACUGGCUGGAAUGUGUGGCCAAAGGUCAGAAAGUAACAUUAAAACUUAUUGCAAGAGACAAUGAUGACCUGCUUUCCAGUGUGUCGCUGCAUUUACCUCAACACAGGAAAAAAACUACUGAGACUCUGGAUAUCGCUGAAAGACUAGUAGAACUUGGUUUUGCCACAGCUUCAGUGCCCAAAAACCUUAAGAAAAAUACAAUUGAGUCAAAAUUGGCUCCAGCUUUACUGUCCGCUGAGGCUCGGGCGAAGAGCUUCCGCAAUGGUGUCUGGUCUGAAAAUUUACCACCCUUACCUGCUUAUGUAGUGUUUUGGAGAAAAGGAUCACAGGUCACCACAGACAUUGUAACUCUAUCAGCAAAAAAACUGGCCCAUGUUUUAUUGAUAGCUUCAAAAGGUAUCUUCAGCGGCGUCAAGAAAUUGGCUCUCCGGCCCUUCAGGUCACCUCCCAAGCAAGUACAAACUACAUGAAAGCAUUUAUUUAUAACGUUAUUAAUUAAAUUCUAGUUAGUUUGUACCAAAUGCAUUACGGUAAAAGUAAUUAUUUAGGUACUCAAGAGACUAGAGGUGAUACUUCCAUUUACUAAAGUGUCCUAAAUGUUCAUCUCUUUUGUAUAUAUAAUGUUGGCAAUAAAAUGUUAAAAUUA